CAACUGAGCUCCCAUCUAUUAUCACAAUGCCUACCAGUGUCAGGCAACUGGAGUACCUCACGCGCGAGCAAAUUGACCAGUUCCGCAGAGAUGGAUACCUACGUCUUCCCUUGUUCUUGACUCCGGACGGGACUGAGGCGCUCUUGGCUCGGUCCAAGCAACUCCUAAGCGAGUUCGACCUAGAUACGCAUCCUCGGACAAAGUUUACCACCCGUGAUGAUGAACAUGUUGGCGAUGAUUACUUCUUAACCUCGGGAGACAAGAUCCGUUAUUUCUUCGAGGAGGAGGCAGUAGAGAAAGACGGACAGCUGAACCGCCCCAAGGAGAAGUCAGUGAACAAGAUCGGCCACGCUCUGCAUGAGCUCGAUCCCGUCUUCCGCAAGGUCACAUUGGAGAAUGACAGUAUGAAGUCCAUCGUUCGUGAUCUUCAAUUCCACCAUGAUCCUGUCGCACUGCAGUCCAUGGUAAUCUGCAAGCAGCCGUACAUCGGCGGCGAAGUGAAUGAACAUAAUGACUCCACAUUCUUGUACACGGAUCCUCCAUCGGCACUCGGCUUCUGGAUUGCUCUCGAGAAGUGCACUCCGGAGAACGGUGCACUCUCUUUCCUGCCAGGAUCCCACCUUACAACGCCCAUCACGAAACGCUUGGUGCGCAAGCCCGGUAACACUGGGACGAUGUUCGAGGACCUCGUGUCUCCCGAGCAGGCUCCGUCCAAGCCUGAAGGGAAGUACAUUCUUGAAGCGUGCAUGCCUGGUGACAUGGUACUCAUUCACGGCAACGUUCUCCACAAGUCGGAGAAGAAUCACAGCCCGCACACGCGAUUUGCCUACACAUUCCACAUGAUUGAGUCUCCGCCGUACGCACAGUACGAUACGAAGAACUGGCUACAGCCUACUGCUGAGAUGCCGUUCUCGCGCAUCUUGGAUGUCCCCAACUCUACUGUCGUUCCGUGCGGUGCGGGCGCAGCCAAGGCGUGAUUAAGAAUGACAACCUCUGCGCUGUAAUAUGUAGAAACUGGAAGCAACGUAUUGUAAUUCUAUGAACUACUGAUAUAGUGGAUCAUGACAUUGUACGGAUA
This is a messenger RNA of Postia placenta MAD-698-R-SB12, 1078 nucleotides long. RefSeq lists its product as hypothetical. Lineage: Eukaryota; Fungi; Basidiomycota; Agaricomycetes; Polyporales; Adustoporiaceae. The record is from RefSeq and is a predicted model, not a curated record. Bases 27 to 977 code for a protein of 316 amino acids. The transcript has 10 exons.